AUGGCGCGCAUAAACCGUUACUUGGAUGCCCCAGAUAUAAUAACUGGGAAUACCGCUCCAAUGGAUCCAGCAAUGAAACAACGCUUAUUACGUCAUUUGGAUAGCUGCGUAUCAGAGUUGGAUUUGGACUUGGGUUCCCGACCAGACAGUGGAAUGGGCAGUAGUCCAGGGAGCGUCGCAGAUCGCAUAUCAGGUGUAACGAGCCCAAAUCCUCUUGACCAGUAUACACCAGUAGCGUCCCACUGUAGUACAGCAUUGACCUCGGCAGUGAUGAAAUCAGAAAUUUCAGAAUUGGAGACACCGAGACCAGACAGCAGCACAACAGCAGGAGAUGAGAACAACAACAGCAGUAGGCCACCAUCAGCUUUCAGUCAAGCUCAUCCGCCAACUCUAGAUACUCAUUUCCCGGGAGGUAUUAUCAUCAACCAGCAAUCGAUGUCAGGAUCAAAUCCUAAUAUGCUCUCAGUGGUACAGGUAAUCCCUUCGAGGUUACCCGAUGGACAAGUCGUUUUUUUACUUCCUAGUCACUACGUUCAGUUAGCUGCCGCUGCAGCUGCAAAUGGCAUUAGCAUUGGACCUAACCCGCCCACUGCUAUUUGGGCGGCGACAAAUAUGUCAAUGCUGAGAGCCACUGACAAACUUGUAAAGAGACCACAUGUAAACAUGUCGCAAGACUGGACACCUGAUGGUAGUAAACCACCAAAAAGUCGAAGGAUUGAGCCAUCCGAACAACCAUUGGAUUUUACUACAACUUCGCAGAAGUUGAAGACACGACUUGAGCUCCAAGCACAGACUGAAUUGAAUAUAUGUGAUGAAAGGCGACCUAGUCAUGUCGAAAGUGAAGGACUUAUAGCAACAUCACCCAGUAGACAAGUACCAGUGAAGGAGGAGGAAGCCAUGUGGAGGCCUUGGUGAAAUAAGAAUUCACUUUGCUUCCAUUGCAACCAACGUGAUUAAACGAUUAAAAUGACACGUAAUAUGUACAUAGUCAUGCCGGAGGACAACAAAGAAUUAUUCCUAUUUGCGAGAUAUAGAUUUAUUUGGAUGUUAUCUAGGUAUAUGUGCAUCAAAUAUCCAAACCUAAUUGAGUGAAAGAUUCAACAAUAAGAACUUGUGGACUGAUUGAAGUUUGCUUACUAGGUUUAGAUAAUUGAAAUUGAGUGGAAAUGAGAUCAUUCAAAAGAUAAUACGCCAAAAAUUUAUUCAAAAGAACUGUUCAUGAUUAUGCAUGAUGGGAUAAAUUUCCUUUUCUCUUGGAAUAUAUCAAUGAAAUUCAGUGUUCGAUGUACUUAGUUAUUCAAUCAAUAUGAGAAUAAAUAUCUGCAAACAUGCAAA
Diachasma alloeum is the source of this 1335-nucleotide messenger RNA. RefSeq lists its product as uncharacterized. Lineage: Eukaryota; Metazoa; Arthropoda; Insecta; Hymenoptera; Braconidae. The record is from RefSeq and is a predicted model, not a curated record. The transcript is spliced from 2 exons. The coding region runs from base 1 to 915 and encodes 304 amino acids.